This is a messenger RNA of Metschnikowia bicuspidata var. bicuspidata NRRL YB-4993, 2490 nucleotides long. It is a transcript of the gene NIP100, whose product is annotated as Nip100p. NCBI's taxonomy places the organism in Eukaryota, Fungi, Ascomycota, Pichiomycetes, Serinales, Metschnikowiaceae. The record is from RefSeq and is a predicted model, not a curated record. The coding region runs from base 1 to 2490 and encodes 829 amino acids. The transcript has 2 exons.
AUGGCACCCGCUUCCAUAGGUCAGCGCGUAAAUGUGCGCGGUGACUCUGGAACCGUGCGUUAUGUUGGGGCCACCCAGUUUGCGCCAGGUGAAUGGGUCGGUGUAGAAUUAGACCAUCCACGCGGGCGAAAUGAUGGUGCGGUGCAAGGCGUCAGAUAUUUCGACUGCCAAAAAGCAGGCAACUACGGUGUCUUUGUUCGCGCUGAAUUUCUAGAACAGAGAGCGCCUGAAGGCUUGAAUCUGAUUGUGCCUGAUGCAAAGGUCGUGGUGAACAAAUUGCAAGUCAAGCUCAAGGCGGCCGUCAAUGAGAUUGGAAAAUGCAAGGAAACUAUCGCAUCAUUACAGAUAGAAUUGGAGAAUAACAAGCGGCUUCGUGAUGAGCUCGAGGUCUCUUUGGAGCAGUCCACGGUAGAACUGGAGUACCUCCAAGCGCAAAAUGGUGAACUUCUUCAACUGUUGGAGUCUCUUCGGGAACAGUACGAUCAUCUUUCGGCAGACUUCUCCAUUGUCAACGAAGAAUUGGAGAUACACAAGGCUUUGGAAGCGGCUGUGAGCUCUCUGUCGCCUCAAGGCCCCGUUUCCUCCGAUGAUUUCCAGAUUCUUCUCCAGCAUAACAAAAAGCUAGAGCUUGCGAUAACUUCUUUGAAGGGGGUGUCUGAGGAAGCGCAGAAUUCAAGAGCUGAGAUUCUUAAACUUCUCAAUACAAAAGCCAACGCCUUGACUACGUUGGAAGAGUCACAUAGUAACAUAUCAGAGAAGUUAAAGGCUUCAGAACUUAUCAUCACCCAGCUUCAUGAAGAACUUGAGAUCUCUGCAGAACUGAGCCUGGUUAUAGACUAUCUAACCUCAGAAAAUGAGGUCUUGCAAAAUCAAGUUCUCGAGCUUACCCAGUCUGUGAAGGAACUCACGGAACUCCAUGAAAUAGAUAAAAGCAUAGAAGAAAACCAUGCGCUCGUGGAGAAGGAAUUCCAAGGUUUAGUCACCACACUUAAAAAUGAGAUUCUCAGCCACAAGAAACAGCUCGAUAAGCUUCUGUCGGUGAAUUCUCUGCUCGUGAAAGAGCAAAAUGAACUCAGAAAGAAACUUCGAGACGAAAACUUACCUUUCAAUGCCCAUGAGUUCGAGCAACUCGUUCUUGAGUCUAAGAAGUUAAAAUUGACAGAUUCGAAGACCAAAUUUGUAAACUCCAUCAUACGAGAAAAUCUCGCUUCAAUUUCGGCACUUCCACCACAAUUGGUUCCAAACAAAUACAAGGAUCAAACCAUGUUGAUUGUAACCCUUCAGAAGUGUCUUUCCUCGUGUUCUGCAAUACUCUCACAUUUACAGGCCUUAUCAUUUUCUAGCUCCAUGUGCCAGGCAUGUUAUUCUUUUGAGAGGCUUAAAUAUGCCCUCUCAUACAUGAAGAGUGUCAUAGAAUAUGCUCACUACAACUCUGAGAAAGAUAAUGAAAAAAUCAAGGAUCAUGUAUAUUUCGUGAGCUCACGUCUUGAUGACUGUGUUUCGCGAUUUGUCCCCGAUGAUUUAUUCUCUUUGGACUUUUCAUUUACCACAGAAUCUUUUGAAUUCAUAAAGAGUACCUGCGAAAAUAUUGUUGUGCCGAGGUCUAUUAAAGCACACUAUGUCUACUCGUUUUUGCAUUGUGAGGUUAGACUCGCAGUCGAGAUAUUAAGACACAUCCUAAAAACUCACCCUCAUGAUAAUUCCACACUUGAGGGCUUCGAGAACAACUUAUCGGAUUUCAUCUCGAAAGGAUCGAAAUUGGUGACAAUAUCUGCCGAGCAACUUGAUCUCCUCAAAGAUAACUUAGAUAAAGAUCUCAGUGAAGAUUAUUCGCUCUCACAAAGGGAUGUCAAAUUUUUUCCAGUCAUUUGCGAUCUUUUAAAGGAAGUAGAGUCAGAAAUUGGGCUCGAGGAAAAUGAACUCAUCCAAAAAUUCAGUGACUCUUCGAUCAACUUGAGUGAGGAUGCCAGAACUCUCGAAGGUCUUACAGAUGACCUUUUGAAAGGUUUCAAAUUUGAAGAUGUAUCCUAUCAUGCAAUUUAUGAGAUUGUUGCUGAAAUUUCCAACAAUGAUGCAAGUAUAGAUACUGAGGCAACAUCCGAAUUGGAGUUUCAGCUUUUGGAAAAAACUCAACUGAUUCAAAACUUGCAUCUUCAAAUUGAACUCUUGGAGAAAAAUAUGAUUGGGUCUCUUGCUGGCAAGGAGACAGAGCUCAAAAAAACCGAGAAACUUUUACUCGAAGUGAGGGAGGAUUAUAAACAGUUGGAUCAACAAUUGAAAGACUUACUUCUGGCCAAUGAAGAUUUGCUGGCUCAAUUAGACACUUUGCGUUCUGCUGAUCAUCUCUCUGAAUAUCAACAAAUUCCUGUCUUUGAAAAUCUCAAGGCAAUGAGAGAUUACACCAGCACGAUGUCAUUGAUUGACGAAAUUAACUUGUUAAAAAGAAUGCUGGCUCGAGGUGCCUCUCACGAGACAGAAGCAACCUGUUAA